Messenger RNA from Magallana angulata, 16184 nucleotides. RefSeq lists its product as uncharacterized. Gene Ontology annotation, molecular function: protein binding; guanyl-nucleotide exchange factor activity. Bases 667 to 14658 code for a protein of 4663 amino acids. Gene Ontology annotation, biological process: intracellular signal transduction. Lineage: Eukaryota; Metazoa; Mollusca; Bivalvia; Ostreida; Ostreidae. The record is from RefSeq and is a predicted model, not a curated record. The transcript is spliced from 21 exons. Gene Ontology annotation, cellular component: cytoplasm.
UGAAAAAUACCCCCACGAAGGGAAUACUAGUAAACAUCGAUCACAGGUAAUAUAUAAAUUGGCGAUGUCUUAAGUUACGUAAUGAUCUCCUAUCUACGUGUGUACCUAUAUAUAUAUCGACAGUAACCAUCAGUUGACCCUUGACGCUUCAUAUAUUAACGUGUAGUUCUACCCCAAGUAGCAUAUAAAUCAGUCACCAGGGAACCAGAAAGAAUCGUAUUGAUCAAAGGCCCGCAAGACAGGAAUUAUCUAUAAUUAAAUAGGAGAAACAUUACACCCCAUAGUCUGAAGCUAUCACCGACACAAAUCGAUUUUUCUCAAAUAUUUCAUCAAUAUAAACGAGAAUUAUUUUUUGUUCUGAAACAAAGCCCAAUUUCCUCUUCACAACGCACAAUAUUCUAUUGAACCCGAAGCAGUUUUGCAGAUGAAAGAAGCGAUAAAAAAUAUUACGUAACUGCCAAGCAGUACCGUAAUGAGACACAGAUCCAUCUAAAAUCAGAAAUAUCUUAGGAACAAUUAAGUGCUUAUUCUACGUUAAAAUAGGCUGUCAAAUUCAAUUUUGGGCCUCUCAAUUAUCCCUCUAAAUAAGUUAAUGCAAUAGUUAUCCAUUAUAACAAGGGUUGUAUUUUCCAUUUAAUGCAGUGCACAUGUAUUGAACAGUGAAUCAUGUCUGAACAGAAGGUCGAUAGAAUCACUAAGUCAUCACAACAGGGUUUUCCCGCUACUUCAACAUCGCCAUCAUCCAGGGCUGUUCUAACAGACUAUACCAACAGAAACAUACUACAAUUCAAACCAGACAAAACGGCCGUAAAACAAAACGAACUUCGCAAUGAUGAGUGGAAAGGUGUAAUCAACAUCAAAGAUCUAGUAGAGUUACGACCAACACACUCCCUCCCUCGUCCGGGCCCGUCGCCGGGAAUUGAUAAGGACUUACGACCUUCCCAGACCUCGGCAGACGAUAAUUUGUACAUUCUUGGGCUUCUCUCUGGAGACAGUGAUGCUACACUGAAGUCAAGUUUUGAAGGAUAUCUGUGUAAAGAAAGGAGUGCUGUUGAGACUGAAAUACCGGCAAGGAAAUUGCCAUGGAGAGAUGACGUAGGGUUCGAUGAAAAGGAAAACGCGUAUCGUAGACAGGUAAAUGACAGGGAAACGAACAAAACAUUCAUCCGGGACAGCGACCUAAAAGUGCCACUUCAGCACUCUUACAGUCAACCUAAGAAUCACAGAGUUCUGUCUGUGAAUGCUCUAGGAACUGAAACAUUGACAACAAAAGACAGUCAGAAUUCAUCAAAAGGCAGAUCUUAUAAACUACGGGAGCAGAGGACCGAAAGAAUUCUGAUCUCCAAUCCAGUCACUUCUCUGAAGACCCAACCCUUUCAGGCUCCAACUGAUUCUGCAUGUCUGAGUAAAACAGAUUUCAAGAUAUCGCGUAAUUCAAUUAAUACGGAUUCUGAUACACUUCAGCGAUAUUCGUACUCUUACUUUCGCGCUAAGAACCGAACAGACGGUUGUAAACUGGGAUCAAUUCAUGUCAAUGCAACUAACAGAAGAAGGGAAAACGACCCUGAAAUAAAGCAUGCACUUUUAUAUGCAAACAGCCCAGGACGAAGAUGUGGAAGUAAUUCACCCAGCAAUUGCAAAAUACUGAGGUCUAAAAAUAGUCAUCGAUACAGUGAAAGUUUUACAAAAGGAUCACUGUUGAAACAUCAACAUACACACAACAUUGUUAAUUGUGACAGAGUUCGUGUCAGUUAUAACAGAAAUAAGACAAAAGUAAUUACAUCAGAAUGCCAAGGAAAAGUGUACGCUGGGGGAAUGAAAAAUGUAAAUCUGACACACUCAUUAGAUAUGAAUGGUGAAUUAGUAAAAACUGGAAUAACAGAGAAAAUAGAGUCGAGGAAGUUCGGAGCCUCUCAGAAAACGCGUGGGACAAUUAAAAAUAGGACUGAUGGAGUCUCCGCUGUUUUGAAUAGCAACCCAAGGAAACAUCGUGUCAAAUACGGCAAGCUGCAGUCCGCCAGCACCGUAUCGACGACAGAAAAAGGAAGCCGCAUUGAUAAUCAGCACAAACGUUUACCUGAAUUACCUACUUCACCUGAGAAGAAACCGGACGGCAUUUUAAACGGCGGAGAUAAAACAAGCCCCACUCAGGAAGGACAAUUCACGGAGGGUGACGAGCAAGGCCAGACGAGACAGAGUGACCGUAAGGACAGCGUCCAGUGUCCGACCGCACGCCCACGUGUACAUAAUCAGGGUCAUCAGAAUCAAAACCGCAGGAGUUGUUCCGAACACCGGGUUGGGUCAUACAUCUAUUGGGGGAGUGAUGCCGGUGUAGGCCCAAACAUUGGCGAUUAUGAUUAUCAUAAUGAUGGCAAAUUAUCGAGAUAUGUUGAUGGAAUAAUUAAUAGUGUCGGACUCUCAACGCAGAUUUAUGAGAAUUCAUUAAGCCCAGAUGGAGAGAGUAAAUUGAAAAUUGCAGGCGAGACGUGUAAAGAUAAUGAUAUUCAUGGGCCCCAAGACCACGCUUCGAAUGACUUGGACACAAGUCCAAGCAGAAAUCCUGACAUAAACAAUAAGAAGGAUCAAAUUCUUUUGUGUCAAGCUGAUAAUAAAAUAAAAGGUGCACAGCAUUUUAAGGAAAACACAACACCGACUGCAAAUGAAACCCUGUGUCAUGGGGAUUUAAAGGGACAGCCAUCAGGAAAUUACACGACCAAGAGGGAUCAAGGUGUAUUAAUCAGAGAACAAGACAAUACACUGGAUGGAUUACCAGUGAUAAGUGAAAUUCGCGGAGGGAACGGGCCUAAGGAACCGCCGAGAUUCCGUUGUGGAAUGAACAAACAACUUGCACAAACUGGAAAGACACCAAAGUCUUGUAAGGUUGGCAGUGAGGGACCAUCUGUUGGGGAGCACGCCCCGACAAAAGUGUUCACGGAUAACUCACAGAGCAAAGGCACUGUAAAUACAAAAACGAUCUCAGACCGGAAUAAAACACAGAGGCGGAAAUCUGUUGUUCUUAUUCAGGAAGAAAACAUUAAAGAGUUAUAUUCCAACACGAAAGAAAACAAAUCUGAAAGGAGAUCGACAGGCAACUUCACAUGUUCGAACGCUCAAAAUCGCUCUAAAAACUUGAAUCAUGUUACGUUACAUGCAAAAACGUCUAUCUCAAAGGGGGCUCAAGCGAUCGAUCAGAAAAAGAGAGAACUAAGCCGGACACCGACAGAUCUGGCAAAAAACACCGCUACCGCAGGUAAGAGCAAACUCUCAUCUACGUGUAAACGUCCAGGGUGCAAGCAUUCGACAUUGAUAGGUUACAAACCAGGGAAAAAGUGCUCCCCGGUUGCCAAACAUUCCCAAAGUUAUCAGGAAACCGAAAACUUGUUAACUUUCUCUGAACCUGCUAACGAGUGUGGGACAGUAGUACGUAACACUGCAUCACCUACUGAGAGUAUAUCUACUAUUAGCAUAACGGAAAACGCUUCCAAGGAACCGGAGAGAGUUGGUGAUAAUACCUGCUGUGAUACGAUCACUGAUGCACACUGCAAUGCCGAAGAAGAUUCCCGCAGACAACAGGAGUCGUCUGCAGACAAUAUAAAUUCGGAUGCAUGUUUACUCCAAAAUGAAAAAUAUAGAAGAGAUUUGAGUGAAAUAAAUGUCAGGAUUAACAAUGGAGAGCCGAUUUCUGUACCUGCCGUGGAUAUUAAUGGGUUUACUUUACAAAGUUCGCCAAAUGAGGAAAUUAAACAGUCUGGCAGUACAUUAGUGGAGGUGACAAACGAAUUCGAAGGAGCUGAAAAUGAAUGCAACGGCAGUCUCUACCCAAACGAUAACCGCAAAGGCAUUAUGGAUCCCCAAACAAAUAAUGAGAUGGAGAUUGGAUGCGAUAGUGUCUCAAACGAUAACAACAAAGGUCAUGGAAGGGGAGCUGAUCAGACCAGCAAUGUGCCCGAUCAUUCACAAUUACACGCAUCAAAGGAUGGCUACAAGACAGGUACUUUGGAGUGUGUAUCUAAACAGAGCAAUGUACAGCUACGACAGGCAUCUAUAUCAACAAUAGAUAGUAAGAAUAAACAUUUGGAUGCGCAACAAAGACAGCAUAGCACCCUCAAAGACGAAUCACUUGAUAAUGAAGCAAAGGGCAGAGAAACAAAGGAUGAAAAAGCCAUUAACUUGAAACCAGGUAAGGCAAACACAACUAGCCUUAUCAUCAAAGAUACAGGUAUACAGCUAGGAGAUGGCGAGGGAUCAAUGACAGAUUUAAGCAUCUCAAGCUGUAGACAGAAAACCAACAACCAGUCUGCCAAUAGUAAACUUGUAAACAGACAAUUAAAAGCUUCUGUAUCAGGUGUCCCAGUACCAAAACAUAGCAGCAGACUGCCCAAAACACAGACCUUUUCAGGUCAGUCAAAGAGUCACAGCAAACCAACGCGUGUUUUAUCACCUACCGGGAACUGUGUUCCUUCAACUUCAAAACAAAGUGAAACAAGUAACUCGUCAAGAUCAUCAAUGGAGAGGUCAAUGGAAAUGAGCCCAGAAGAUUCUACCAAAUCAGAUGACAGCCAAACACCUAAAAGUCCCAAAUUACGUAUACAUCAGACCAAAACAUCACGACAGCGAGCUAAGAAUGCAACCAAAAAUAGCCCAACAGAAACAAAACAUUUGGUUAACAUAGAAUCAAAUAUUGUGGAAAAUAAAAAGAAAUCGCCAACAGUGACAAAAAGAGACAUAAUUAAGCCCAAGGAGACUUUGAGAGCUAGUUCUCAGAGCCCUCGUCUUGCCGAUACCCGGAAAAUAAAAGCAGCAUCUGUCAGUCCGGUUGUUUCAAAGCGAACUACUACAAGGACACAACCUAGUCCUAACAUGUCUAGAAAGUCACUAUUGAGUCUUCACUUGCCAUUGCAGAAAUCGGCGAAAGGAGUUUGUAGUAGGUCAUCAAGUGCAAGUCGAUCAAGCAAAGAGUCCACUCCAGAUAAUUCUAUACACUUGUGUUCAAAGUCUCCAUCGACUUCAAGGGCUACUCUACAACAGAAGAGUCAAAAAGAGGCGGCCAAAAGGCCAGUUGUUACGUCAACGACAAGUGAUAAAACGCAUUCAUCUCUACCCAUAAAAUCAUCGGCACGAACAGGUGGCGUUACGGUCAGAAAUACAAAAACUCAAGAUAAAACUGGACAAAACAGAACUUUAACGUGUUCUGUCGGUGUCAAAACACAGAGAAACGCUAUUCCAAUACGAAAAAAUCAGAUAAGUUCAGUGAUAAAAAGUCCAAAGGAAAGUCCGAAUUUGACGCGAAAAAAUGAUAAAACACAAAGUGGAUUGGCUAAUAAAUCUAAUGAGAGCAAACAAAACAGUAGUGUACAACACUCAAUCAGUACAAAAGAAAGCUGUGAAAAUGAUAAAACGAAACACGAGUCCGGUCAACAAAUGAAAUACGUGCUUAAAAGUAAGAAAAAUCACUCUCUGGUUGAAUCCGGUGGUCAUAUCAACAAACAGGAAUCAUUUUCAUUGCCAAGGAAAUCUGAAAUUUCAAUUGAUAAAACCAAAAACACAACUUCAGUCAAACGUAUAACAACUGUUGAAAGUCCCUCGACCAAAAGAAAAAUUGAAUCAAAACCAAGCACAGAACAUGACAAAAAUAAAGGCAUACCGAAAGCAAAGUCAUGUCAAACAACAACCGUUAAGUCAAUGUUGCCAAAAUCACACAAAGUUCAAACAAAAAUUGACUCUAAACAUGAUAAAACGGAAAAGGAAGUUAGCAGUUUGUCGUGUUCAAAAGAAAAAUCGAUUUCAAGCAUAGACAUUCUCGGCAUAGAUAGCAAAAGUCUGAAAUCUGAGAAAACUACUGCGAAUGCAAAACCUGCAGUUACUGUAAAAAAUGCAUCUAUGAAAAGCCCCACCUUAAAAACACGAACUUUGUCACAAACUUCCAUUCCAAAGACAAUGCUACCGAAAUCCAGCAGACCGGCACAGAAAGCAAGUACACUUACAAAAUCAAAAGCGGAUGCCAGGUCUUCUAUUCCCACUCCUCGUUCAUCCACCCCUAUUCAAGUUACCUCUGCAAAAAUUCCAAAGAAAACAUUAUCGAAAAGCAAAACAUCUUUAAAACAAAAUAUAAAUCCAGACAUCGGUACACUGAUAAAAAACGAUAACAUGCAAACCGGGGGUAAUACUUUGAGCAAAACUGAUAAAAACAAAUCUAUAAAAAGGGAAAAAAUUAACAAGGAGGCCAAUGCAACAACUUCAUAUCUAUCAAGUAAAUCACAGAGCAUAAAAGAAUACGAGGGAACAUCAGAUGAAAACAGGUGCACUAAACCAAUGGAAGAGGACGGUUAUAAUGAAUUUAAAAGCGCGAUUUCAUCAAACACUGAUUCCCAGGAAUACACAACCGUCAGCAGUCAAAUUUCAAGCGACGUAAUCGAAGAAAAAAAGAAAUGUGAGGAAACUGUGUCCAUUAAUUCAUCAAGUACUGUAGAAAGCAGUUUUGGACAAAAAAUCAAUGAAGCUAAUAAGACUCGAAACGUUUCGACGUCCAGUGAAGAAUACUGGUCCGCGAGUGACGAUGAAAAUUUGGAUAAUGUAUCAUCUUGCAAUAAUACACAUUCCUAUAAAAACCAAUGUUUUGAACAGUCACAGAGUUCUAAUCAAGAUGUGCAUCUUGGAAUUAUAUUAGAAAACACUCAGGAGAAAUCAAGCGAGGCAAAGCUCAAAGACGGUGAAAAAAAUGAAUUCAAAAGGGAUCGUGGAAACUCAUUGUCUGUAUUAGGGCCACAUGGUUAUAUCAUAGGCACAGAACCGACCACCGUACACAGUAAUCAAGAAAUGGCAAUGCGAUUACCUGCAAUGAAGCAAUUAAGGGAAAGUCAACAAUGCAAUUACCAUGUGCAAGUUGCAGACGACCGUGAAACUAACCUUAAAAUUAACAGCAAAUCGGACGACAACGGCAAAGCAGUUACAAAAACAAUACUCCCGCCUGAAAAUGAUGUACACAAAGAUGCAACUGAUUUAAUACCUUUAAAUAUUACUCAUCAACUUGUUCGUGAGGAGGAUCGUGCAGUCUUGAAUGUAAAUAGUGAGCGACUGUGCAAAAAAGAUAAGAACCAAUAUGUGCCUACAGAUAUUGAAACAAAAUUGUCGGGGCUCACAAAUUUAAGGGAUUAUUUUGAUGAAAGAAAUGAUAACUCCAAGUUUCGAAUAAAUGAAGGCAGCAAGGGGGCUUCACAGCCAGUGCAACGUAAAAAGUCUUUUGGCAAUCAUCAUUCAAAAAAUACUAUGGAUAAUCUAUCCAACUUAUCUUAUGAAAACUGUGUUUCCACACAGCAAGCAGCCCAGGAUGGUUUAUAUAGUUCAAGUAAUGAAACAUCAGAUCAGAAGUUCAGUUCCGAAAUUUCAACACUUCAGAGAGCAUUGAAUUCGACCGAUGAAGUUAAAAACUCAGAUACUUUCAGAAAAGUUGCAGAAAAAUGUGUUGAAAGUGCACAUGAUUAUGAACCCCACGUGGAGAAAUUCAGUUUAAAAUUUGAUGCGAAUAAAAACACUGAUAAGUGCACACCGGGAGAAAAACUUUCUACAAGUGAACCGAAUCCCACGAACGAAAAAACUUUGAAUUUAAGCAAUGGAACGGGGACGGGAUUGGAUUCACCGAGUUCAGACACAUCAAAUCAGGAGGAGUUUGAGUCUUUUGAUUCUGACAGUGGAGACUCAAUGAUGGAAAAUGGAAACUGUGAUAUUAAACUCCCCAUGGAUGACCAAACGACCACUGCGUAUACUACCAGCAACAUGGAAAUACAGAAAGGACCCACCAGGCGAAUCACGCGACAGCGGAGGAUUAUCACACGCAGUGAGCGAUCCGUGCGAUAUGAGACUGUAACCGCAAAAAUUUCGAGUCCUGAAUAUGUACAAGAAAUUUCGGAAGCACGUGCAUCUGAACUGCCUGUCAAAGCAAACGAAAUCCUUCAAUCAAGCAGCUGUGUUGUAACGUCGACUCGCGAUCGCCAAGUUACUUCAUAUACGGUUACGGGCGAACUAAACGGGGAUUUUAUUAAUGAGGAGAAAACUUAUAGUGAUGAUCAUAUUAUUAAUAGUUCAUUAUAUUUCCGUAACGGACAGGGCACAAGUCAGCACACAAUAUUAAAAGAGAAGGAAGGUGAAAUUUCAGAUUGCCCCAGUCACAAGUGUCAACAAUCAUCCAAAAGCCGGGAAGUUUUAAUGCAUAGUGCGACUGCAUCAGAAACUGACACACAAAACGUUUUUGCUAGCUUUGUUCUGGAGGAUAAAACCUGUCAAUCGCCAAAAUACACAUCUAACCGACUUUCGGAUGUCAACAUAGUUCUGAAACUUCAGCCAGAGGACCAGGAUAAUUUUAAUUCUCAGUGGGACCCUAACAAUACGACAGGUCACGAGAUUGAGCAUGAAGUUAAUGUUACAUUAAAUAUCAAUUCAGAGGAUCAAAAUAAUGUGAGUACAUACGUGACGAAUUCCAGUUCCUGUGAAUCUGCCAAAUCCGAAGAUAUAAAACUGAGGGGUAUAUCCACGGGAGAUAAGGGAAGCGAUUACUGCAAAAGUGAAUCAACUUCAUUUGAGAUAGCUGAUGUCAACAAGUUUCAUUAUAUUCAAAGUGGUAUUAAGUCGCAAGAUCAACAAGCUGUUACUGAGGAUGCAUUUAAUGAAACCAGUUCAGGAGGAUUAUCAGAUAAUGGAAAUCAUACGGAAGGCGAUGUUUCAAUUCCUGAUGUGAUAUGUGAUAUACCCCUGGAUGAAACGGCUCUGCAAUGUAAGAAUGAAAGUUCUCUCAGACAUACAGACAAUCAAACGCAAAUCAAUGAUGAAGAAACUUCCACUAUACCUGCAAUACUUCCCAUAGGAAGUAAACCUGAACUGAGUACAUUGUCUAAUACUAAUGACAUUGAUGUUUCGGAAUGUAAUCAUGUAAGUGAUAACACUAAUACACAUUCAACAUCUGUAACAGAUUUAGGAAAUAGUACAAUACUUGGAGGUAUGUCAGAAGCUUAUCCAACAGAAACAACAGAUUGUGUACCUACCAAUGCUAUAAACAGCGACAUUAUUCAAUCAGAGCCAGCAGACAGUGUGCAGGAAUUGAAGACUUCUUCCACCUGCAAAGGAACCCGUGUGAAAAAUGACAUGCAAAGUUGUGCUGUUAAAAAGGAGCGUGAUCGACAGGGGAUUAGACGGUUUACAGCAACUGUUUGUCUUCAAGAUGUCCAGGAAAGCCAAGCAGAAAACAGAAACAAAUUCAGAUCCAGGAGCAAAAGUCCAAUAGGGCUGAAAAAGGAAGAUGGUUUGGAGAGUAAACAAGGUGUAUCUUGUGUUGGAAUUAAUCGAGUGUCAGAAAUACGUAGAACUUUUCUGGGUAAAGCAUCAAAAAUCAACAUUCCCGAGCCUAAGAUUGAGCGAAGCAAGCCAUUGUCUCCUUCCACUCAAUUGACCUCCAAGAAUUCGAAAUGGGUUAAUGCGUGUGGUAAAUGGAAGAGGAUUCCAAUAGAUGGUGAUGGGAAUCCACUCCAAGGUUACUUGACUCCAACCACAUCUUUGGGUGUGUCAUCCAGUACAUUAUCAGACAUUAAAGAGGUACCUAAUGAAAAUAAAGUAAAGGCUGAGUCAACUCAAAAUGCUGAAGAGCAGCAGUCUGUCCCAUUUUCAGACAAGAGAGCAGUGUUUGAGAUCCGGAAACCUAAACAGCCACCCAAAGUGUUACCAAAGCCAUCAGAGGCCAAAAGAAGAGCAGUGGUUUCCUGUCUCAAGCAAUGGAAGGGACGCAUUGCUGACCGAAGAAGUCGAGAAUUUGAUGAUAAAAUUGAUCUCACCAAAGAUGAUACUAAACAACCAAUUGAAGAACAACCCAAAAAUCAGAAUGAAAAUGUAAAUGAUACUACAACAAGUGAAUUAUUUUGCCAUUUGGAAAGUAAAGAAGUUACUAAACCUGAAUAUGAAGAGAAAACAAAUGUACAAAGUUCGUUAGACAAGUCAAGCGAAGAGAUACAAAAAGGUAAUGGGUCUGUUAAUGAGGAAACAUGCAUAAGUAUUUCAGCACCAGCAACCAUUGACAGCUCUGAAGAUGCUCAAAAUGAACCUAUAGCCAAAGAACACAAGCAUACUGACCAACCUUAUAAUCAGAUAAAUGAGUUUAAGCCAUCUGAAGAGAAGCAAAAAUGCAAGGUUCAAAACAAUUAUAGUGAAAUCCCCUUGAUUGAUGAAGAAAUUGAUGAUGACCUGGCCAAAGAAGAAAAAGAAAACAAAGAAGUUAGUGAAAAGGAAAAACCAGAUGUUAGUGAAACUGAGGAAGGUUCUUUCCUUCGCAGAGAUAUAGUUGGUCAAAAAAGAAAAGGUAUGAAUUUUUCUAGAGCUGCAGGUGUUUGGGACUCCAUCAUAGAUAGUGAAAGAUUACAACCCUCUGUGACUACUGGAAAAACAAAUGAAUUAGAGGACAGUGAUGAAACCACACCAACUAACACACCAAAAACUCGCAAAGCUUUUACAGACCAAGAAUACAGGCAGCCCUCUGAAGAUGGACCACAAAGACCAAAGUAUACACCUAGGCUAAAAGCAGUAAAGAUAAAGCAGGAGAUGUUUCCCCUUGAAGGAGCACAUGAAGAUGUCCAAUCGGUGACUGAUUCAUUAAAGGAGUCCCUUAAAACUCUUAACAGUAUGAAAGACAUGCAGGAGAACAUUGAGUUCCAUUUCCAUGAUUCUGAUGAUGAAAAUCAUGACAAUGAUGAAGAAAGUCCAAAUCUUGAAUGUCAUUUUGAAAACAAAAUAUUAUAUUCACCUUCUUUAUUUGGGAAUUACAAAAAUUAUCAGUUCCAUAAGCACUCAAAUGUUGGAUUACAAAGACCCGGUGUUCCUGGGGAGAGCUCUGACCGACACCUAUCGAGACAAAGUGAAGAGCUGUUGUCAGAGAUUACAGAGCAUGGGGAAGUCAACGGGAAUGAUGGAGGACUUAACCUAAACAAGCAAGGACAAAACAGUGAUACUUGUCUGAUCCCAGUGAAAGAUAAAAAGGCUGCAGCCCAUAGCCCCCUCGUCUCACAGAGAAAUGUGUUCAACAGGAGUCAGAGUCUGCCCACAACUUCCUUGUCCAACACAUCACAACAUCGAAUCAUCUACAGAAACGGCCAUUUUGUGAUAGAGACCAAUUACGAAGAGGAGGAAGGUGAGGAGACUUUUGUGCAGCUGGAUGAGGAUUUGUCUCUGGAGUCCUCUGAGGACCUAGAACAGUCAAAGGUCAGAUUUCACAAUGGCAGGUCUUACUCAGAGGCCAAUUUGACAGGCAAAUAUAAUUCUGAAAGUUCAAAGUUGUAUGAUGAGGAUGAAGACAUUGAUGUGUUCAUGAAAAAUGAAAAUGAUGUGACUGUGAUUGAGAAUAACAAUGAUGGUUCUUCGCCAAACUGGCACGUGCUUGUGAAGCGUCGGACAAGACACGAGGACCAGGAUGGUGAAAACAGAAAGUCCCGUCCUUUAUCUGUGGAUGAGAGUCAAUUACAAACCCACAGAGUGGAAUCAGACUCAGAGGAAAAGUCCCAUAUGACAACAGAGAGAAAGAGACCCAGUGAAAAUGUGAAACGACGAAGUGCAAGUUUUAGGGAGUUGGGAACAUUAGGAACUGUGAAGUUGAAGAGGAAUUCAAGCUUUAGGAAAGCCCAGGAACGGGGAUAUCUUAAUUCAAUGAAAAUUUCUCAGAGAAAUGAUAGUGUCGGGAAUUUAUCACUGACCCCAUCAGAAUAUUCAAUGUGUAGUGAUUCUGGUAAGAGCAAAGGAUCUGGAUUCUUUCAUAAGGUGUUCAAAAAGAAUAAACCAAUGGAGAAAUUUACUGACCCAAACAAAUCUAAGGAUUCUGGGACAAGAAAAAUGUCACUCUUAGGACUAUUCACCAAAAAGAAUAGAGGAGAGUUCAUGUCUCAGAGAAGCAUGGAUGAACUUAUUUCACCACCUAUUGCAGUGUUCCAGGGUGACAUGGAUAUUCAUGUGGACUCUGCUCCCAACUCCCCUUAUUCUAGUCAGUUCAGGCGGAGACAUACAUCAGCUGAAAUAUAUGACAGCAGCAAAGCAAACAGUCUUCCCAGAAAAUCCACAGACUACCAGAAAACGUUGAAACUUGCAAACGAAAACAAUUCUGGUUCAAGACUUUUAGCCGUUCAAAAUUUGGACAACCACCCGAAGAGACCGAUAAGUCCCAAGCCUAGCAAUGUACCAAUUCCUCGCAGAAACUCCAAUGUCAGUCUCCCUAGCUCGCCCAUCAGGGAUCAGUAUGACGGACCAUUUAAAACAUCCAUGUCAAAGCUGGAUUCCUCCGAUUCUGCAUCAAUCUGCUCUGGGGGUAGUUCUAUAAUAGUGGAUACCUCAGGGUACCUUCCCCACCCCCAGGAGAGUGAGAUAACCCCCAGUAACAGCAAGGACAGCGGGAUCCAGCGAGAUGUCAGCUUCCACUCCAGCAGUGAGUCAAUCAAGACCCCACAAGAUCCUACUGCUAAUGUGGUUCGAAGGCGAAAAUCUCCGUCACCUAGGCCGGAACGACCCAAGUCGGAAAUCAGCGUCAGAUGGGCAGAUCUGGAAGAACCAGGGGAGGUCGCUCCAGUCAAAAGGCGGGAAUCAUCCCGCAAAUCCAAGCAAAGGCCCAAAUCAGACCUAGAGGACAAUGUUCAGAUGUUUGAUGAAAUGUACGAGGAGGUUAUUGACGACUAUGAUUUUCUGACAGGUAGUGGGAGCUCCAUAGGAGAAGAAGAUAUGAAGCCAUUUGGGAGCCAGAUAUGCUUGUUGCCCUACAGCUCUCUACAAAAUUUGGAGAAGUAUGGACAUCUGUACAGUUACGAACAAAAACCAAGCAUGAGAAGGAGAAAUUUGGUUAAACAGAUGUCCACCCCUCACCCCAUCAAGACACGGCUGGAGCGCACCCCACGGAAACAGAGGCGGAAGACCCCCUUGGUUAGAUCCCACAGUAUGCCUGAGAGUCUGGACAAACUCAGCAAGAGGAAAAAGUUCCUCAGUACCAUAGCGUCUUCAAAUCUGCACCGGGAAGAUGUGCUGUGUCACUAUGACAAUGACAGUAGCAGUGACGAGGGCUCGGAAUUCUCCACAGACCAAAUCAGUCUCCACGAAAAAAGUCUCACGUCUCGGAUAUCCGCUCACUAUCUGUCUACCCUACGAGAGAAAAUACCCAGGCUGUUUUUUAGACCAGAGCCGGACACAUUAACAUAUGCCGAGGCAUUAUGGGACCACAUCACCAUGGAUCCAGAAGAGCUUGGAUUCCGUGCCGGUGAUGUCAUAGACGUGGCAGACAUGUCGGACAAAGACUGGUGGUGGGGGGCCAUUGAUGACCGCGAGGGGUGGUUCCCAGCCACUUUUGUCAGGUUACGAGUGAACCAGGAGCCUUCUGAUCUAGGCCUCCAUGCAGAAGGCAUCUUAGAACAUUCCAGUCCAGCCAACCAUAGAAUCAGUGUCCUCAAUUCCGACCAGGCCAGGGAAAAUGUGGUCAAUGAAAUUAUCAACGCAGAGCGAGAGUACGUCAAACAUCUCAAAGAUGUUGUCGAGGGCUACAUACGGCAUGCAAGGAAAAGAGAAGAUAUGUUCUCGGAAGAUAGGAUUUCUGUGAUAUUUGGCAAUAUGGAGGCCAUUUAUGAAUUCUCACAAAAGUUUCUGGAGAAUAUUGAGAGCUCAUUUGUGAAGGAGAAUCCUCAUCAGAGUCAGUUAGGACACUGUUUCCUGGAGUGUAGCAAGGAAUUUGAGAUCUACUCUGAUUACUGCAACAACCACCCCUCGGCUUCAGAAGAGCUCAAAGAUCUCUACAAGAAUAAAAAAUACAGGCAUUUCUUCGAGGCCUGCCGGUUGUUACAAGAAAUGAUUGAAAUCCCACUGGAAGGAUUUUUAUUAACCCCCGUGCAAAAGAUAUGUAAAUACCCCCUUCAACUCAAUGAACUGUUGAAAUACACCCCUGUGACCCAUCCGGACCAUGUGCACAUUCAGGGGGCGCUAGACGCCAUGAAGAAAAUCGCCACUCUGAUCAACGAAAGAAAACGCAAGAUGGAGAGCAUAGAGAAGCUUGCCUACUGGCAGACGACUGUGGAGGACUGGCAGGGGCCUGACCUACUAGAGGAUAGUUCAGAAUUGAUCUACGCGGGAGAAAUGAACAAAGUCAAUUCUGCUGGCUGGUCCCAAGAACGCAACUUUUUCUUGUUUGAUCACCAACUGGUGUAUUGUAAAAAGGAUCUCCUAAAAAAGAAUGGAUAUAGUUAUAAAGGAAGAAUAGAUCUGGACGACUGUGAAAUUAUGGAUCUCGAAGACGGAAAAGAUACCCAGUAUAAUGUGACAGUUAAAAAUGCGUGGAAGAUCCACGAGGUUUCGCGGGAGAAGUGGUAUCUGCUGGUGGCACGGAGCUCUGCGGAGAAGGAAAAGUGGAUGAAGGCGUUCACCAACGAACGCAAGAGAGUCAAAGAGGAUCAGGAAAACAAUUUUGUUCCUCUCUACUGGAAAAGGAUGGUUCUGAAUAAGAUCAAGACUAGUCAAGAAAAACAAAGAUCAGGAGGACAGAUGAAUUAUCAGAAAGACUUUGUUCGGGGAAUCCCCUCACACGCCACCUUACCCCGCUCCUACAGCAAAAAGGUCCAGAAAAAGAAGGGCUGGUUCGGAUUUGGAAAUAAGAAGACCAAAUGAUCUUGUACUGCUAUAAACUAAUGUGUUCAUAAGUAACAGUGAAAAUCUCCCAUAAUUCACUGCACCGGAGAAUGCCUCGUUAUAGAGAGACGUUAUUCUCAUCGUGCACCAAGAAGUUUAUGACGAUCUGUGGUAAACUAAGCGAAAUUCCAGGAUUUCUACAACACAUGAAGAUGUAAAAGUACUGUACUUAAUGAGGUCUUCAUGCAAGUGGCAAGUGAAAAAGACAAGAAGGGUUCAGGACUCGAGCCCAGGCCCUCGGUCUAAAUCUGUGUCACUGCCAAACAAAAGAACAAUGCAAAUUUGUGGAUUAAAUGUUGACGUGUAUCUGUGUGUGUAUCUUAAUGUGUGAGAUAUAUUAACCAUAACUUCUUUGUCAUUUGGCUGGACUUUAUUGUGAUAGUGAAUAUGACAUGAAAUGUUCUGCAUAUUUAUUUCCUGUGUAUUACUUUCAUGGCACUUGAUCAUGUACAUGAGUUGAUUCUUCUGCCAUAUGAUAAUUGUGUGCCCCUAGUCUUUCCAUUCUUUCCAUUACAAUUGGACUCUGCUGCCGUGUUUAAGUGGCACAAGUAUCUUGGAUACAACCCCAUCCACCCCUAGACCCCAUUCUUACCCCCCAACUUAAUAAUCACACACAAAUUCAAUGGUGCUAUAUAUUUCAUACUGAAUUGACCAACAAAGUGCUGGAAGGGAAAAGAUAUUAAAUCUCAUUAGACCAGUGUUCAUAUAUCCUUGCCUUUUUUAAGACAGAAAUGUUUUUUAUGGUCACUUCAACCUUUUUCGCAAUGCACAUAGAAGUUCCAUAAAAGACACAAUAGGUUUAAUAUAUAGGUUAGCCCAUAUUUCUUCCUACCCCUCAUGGCUUCAUUCCAUCUCUUUUAGAUUUUUCGAAUACCCAUUCACAUCAUAUGUCAUGGAUACACUACUGAUCAAAAGGGAUGUUAAUUGUAAGCCUUUUUGUUCACAUUGAAACAAACAAGGGGGCCAAUAUGGCUGUAUGUCUAUUAUACAUGUAAAAAUAUCAUGGAUAUAAUUUUACUCCUCCAGUUUCAAUGUUGUGUAUAUGUACUAACAAUUGUGUCCAACUCUUCACUAGAUAAAUACUAGUAUCAGUUUUCCAUCCAUCAUUUCUGGAAUUCAUUCAGACAAUUGACCUCUAUGAAGUACAUUUAUGUCCAUUAUUUUAUAUUUGAUGGUACCUGUAUUUCAUUUUUAAAUGACAAACCGCUGUGUUUUUCAAGUACAACUAAAAUACAGUUAAUUGAUAUUUGUGUAUGAAUUAUCAUCAUUUUUAUUGGUUCAACUCUAGUCAAUAUUGUAGACUAAAUAUUGUACAGACUUUGUAUAACUCUGCAAAUUGACGACAUUAUAGUGCUUUAGUAGGUUGAUAACUUGGUCAUAUCUACACGUAGUCUUUAUAAAGACGCAUUGAUCUUACAUUGUAUGUAUAACGACAUGAACUGUACUUGUAAUUUAACUGAAACCAAUCUGCUGUUAGAGCAGAGUAAUAAAACUAUAAAACCUUA